AUGAUCAGUUAUUCCCGCCAUAUACGCCGACAGCAGUUCACCAUCGCCAUUAUUUGUGCCCUGCCGCAUGAGUCCCGAGCGGUGGAGGCUGUAUUCGACGAAAUAUUUGAUUGUGGCGGCGGCACCGACCUGGCAUCACACCCCCGAGACAAGAACAAAUAUACAGUGGGGAGGAUUGGCCAGCACUAUGUCGUCUUGGUCCAUAUGGCCGCAAUGGGAAAGCUGUACGCGUCGAGCGCAGCGGCAAGUAUCUCGUUGAGCUAUCCCAGCAUAAAGCUAGCCCUAAUUGUUGGAGUGUGUGGAGGGGUUCCAUACACUCAGGAUGGACAUGCUAGAUUUCUUGGGGAUGUGAUCAUCAGCACCGAGCUACUAUUAUACGACGAAACAAAUGUAUUGGCCUUCGACAAUCUCAAUCCACUUUCCUUCAACACCGGAAACAGGGUUCAGGCUAAUGGGAAACCUCAAGCCCUAAUACAUAAGUUGUACAGUGCGCGAGGAUACCAAUGCCUGGUAGUUAAUACGGCCAACAACUUGGCUCUGGCCCUGAACAUGCUUGGAGCGGAGGAGUUCGGCUAUCCAGGAAUGGACAAGGAUCGGCUUUUUCCUCCUUCCUACCAGCAUCAGCAUCGGAGCCCCGUGCAAUGUGAUGUUUGCAGCAGCCCUGGCAAUAGGAAACAGUUUUGCCGCCAGGCUUUCAAGUCAACUUGCGAACAGUUAGGUUGCGUUAGGGAUGCGGCACGGUUGCAGCGGGUACGGACAAAACCUUCGGAUGAGUCGUCACCAGACCCUCGACCGACUAUCCAUUUCGGACCGAUAGCCACUGGCGAUAGCGUCAUCAUGUGCGGUGAAAAGCGCGACCAGUUGGCUGCUAGCGCUGGUGUUGUUGGCUUCGAAAUGGAAGCAGCUGGGGUAUGGAGGCGUUUCCCCACUGUCGUUAUCAAGGGGGUCUGUGACUAUGCCGAUUGCCAUAAGAGCAAGAGAUGGCAGAACUAUGCGGCCGUAUGUGCAGCAUCCUGUGCGAAAGCGUUCUUGCUAGAGUACACAGCAUAG
Aspergillus viridinutans is the source of this 1050-nucleotide messenger RNA. Its product is annotated as putative Pfs domain protein. The record is from RefSeq and is a predicted model, not a curated record. NCBI's taxonomy places the organism in Eukaryota, Fungi, Ascomycota, Eurotiomycetes, Eurotiales, Aspergillaceae. Gene Ontology annotation, biological process: nucleoside metabolic process. Bases 1 to 1050 code for a protein of 349 amino acids. Gene Ontology annotation, molecular function: catalytic activity. The transcript has a single exon.